AACCAUUUGGGAAAAGGAAAGUUUCUGAGUUAGCAACAGGUAAAUACAGAUAAAGUGGGUGGGAUUGAGGUGUGUGCUCUGGAGCAUAAAUAGAGGCCCAGGCUGCACUGGCACAGUCUGAAGCUUGGACCGCUUCCUGGCCGGCUCACAAAAGGUAGGUGGGUGGGGAAAUCCAGAGUUGCCAUGGAGAAGAUAUCAGUGUCGGCGUUCUUGCUCCUUGUGGCUCUCUCUUAUACUCUGGCCAAGGAUACCACAGUCAAACCUGGAGCUAAAAAGGACACAAAAGACUCCCAACCCAAACUGCCUCAGACCCUCUCCAGAGGUUGGGGUGAUCAGCUCAUCUGGACGCAGACAUACGAAGAAGCUUUAUACAAAUCCAAAACAAGCAACAAACCCUUGAUGAUUAUUCAUCACUUGGAUGAAUGCCCACACAGUCAAGCUUUAAAGAAAGUGUUUGCGGAAAAUAAAGAUAUCCAGAAAUUGGCAGAGCAGUUUGUCCUCCUCAACCUAGUGUAUGAAACAACUGACAAGCACCUCUCCCCUGAUGGCCAAUAUGUACCCAGGAUCAUGUUUGUGGAUCCAUCCCUGACAGUUAGAGCUGACAUCACUGGGAGAUACUCAAAUCGUCUCUAUGCUUAUGAGCCUUCAGAUGCAGCACUAUUGCUUGACAACAUGAAGAAAGCUCUCAAGUUGCUGAAGACUGAAUUGUAA
Messenger RNA from Orycteropus afer afer, 711 nucleotides. RefSeq names its product anterior gradient 2, protein disulphide isomerase family member (gene AGR2). Gene Ontology annotation, molecular function: dystroglycan binding. Gene Ontology annotation, cellular component: endoplasmic reticulum. Lineage: Eukaryota; Metazoa; Chordata; Mammalia; Tubulidentata; Orycteropodidae. The record is from RefSeq and is a predicted model, not a curated record.